Solanum lycopersicum (tomato) is the source of this 1845-nucleotide messenger RNA. RefSeq names its product probable bifunctional methylthioribulose-1-phosphate dehydratase/enolase-phosphatase E1 1. Gene Ontology annotation, molecular function: acireductone synthase activity; methylthioribulose 1-phosphate dehydratase activity; magnesium ion binding. The record is from RefSeq and is a predicted model, not a curated record. Gene Ontology annotation, cellular component: cytoplasm. Lineage: Eukaryota; Viridiplantae; Streptophyta; Magnoliopsida; Solanales; Solanaceae.
UCAAAAUCCCGAAAAAGAAAUUAUUCCAUCUCUCUUCUCUCUUCUCUCUUACAUUAAAAAAAAUAAAAUAAAGCAAAUAUGGCUGCAGCAAACGGAGCUCUGAAAAUGGCGACUACCAGUCAAGCAUAUUUGGAAGGUGACAAGGUCAAAGAGACCAAGUCCUUAAUCGCUGAGCUUUGCCGUCAUUUCUACAAUCAGGGAUGGGUUUCCGGCACCGGCGGCAGCAUCACCAUUAAAGUACAUGAUGAAUCCGUUCCUAAAUCCGAACAACUUAUCGUUAUGUCUCCUUCUGGGGUGCAAAAGGAAAGGAUGGUGGAUGAGGAUAUGUAUAUUAUGUCAUCAGAUGGGUCUAUUUUAUCUGCACCGGUGGCUAAACCUACCCCUCAUAAACCUCCUAAGUGUUCUGAUUGUGCGCCUCUUUUUAUGAAGGCAUAUCUGAUGCGUAAUGCUGGUGCUGUUAUCCACAGUCAUGGAAUGGAAUCCUGUCUUGUAACGAUGCUCAAUCCACUAGCAAAAGAAUUUCGGAUCACUCAUAUGGAAAUGAUAAAAGGAAUUCAAGGGCAUGGUUACUAUGAUGAACUUGUGGUUCCUAUCAUAGAGAACACUGCAUAUGAGAGAGAACUCACAGAAUCUCUUGCUGAAGCUAUCAAAGCUUACCCGAAAACGACAGCUGUGCUGGUUCGCAACCAUGGUAUAUAUGUAUGGGGAGAUUCUUGGAUCAGCGCUAAAACACAGUCUGAGUGCUACCACUACCUCUUUGAUGCUGCAAUUAAACUACAUCAAUUAGGAAUUGACUGGACAACACCAGCUCAUGGUCCCAUUCAGAAUGCAAAAAUAUCUGCACUUGCUCCAAAUGGCAGCAUAAAGCCAUCAAGGCGGUGCAUCGUUUUGGAUAUCGAAGGAACUACUACUCCAAUAUCAUUUGUUACUGAGGUUCUAUUCCCUUAUGCACGUAAUAAUGUUGGGAGACAUUUGGAUGCAACAUAUGAUUCAGCAGAGACUCAACAGGAUAUUAAGUUAUUACGCGCUCAAGUGCAACAAGACCUGGAAAAUGGUGUUGCUGGUGCUGUGUGUAUCCCAGCUGAUGAUGCUGGGAAAAUGGAGGUAAUUGCAGCUUUGGUCGCUAAUGUUGAGGCAAUGAUUAAAGCUGACCGCAAGAUUACUGCCUUGAAAGAGUUACAGGGGCAUAUUUGGCAAACUGGGUUCCAAAACAAUGAGUUAGAGGGACUUGUUUUUGAUGAUGUACCUUCAGCUCUUGAGAAAUGGACUGCUUUAGGCGUCAAGGUGUACAUAUACUCGAGUGGCAGCAGAUUGGCACAGAGGCUUUUGUUUGGUCACACAAAACAUGGAGACCUGAGAAAAUUUCUCUAUGGAUUUUUUGAUACAACAGUGGGCAACAAGAGAGAAACAAAAAGUUAUGCAGAAAUUACUGCGUCGUUGGGUGUAGAUAAUCCAUCAGAGAUUUUGUUUGUGACAGAUGUCUAUCAAGAAGCCACAGCUGCAAAGGCAGCAGGUUUGGAAGUGAUAAUCUCUAUCAGACCAGGAAACGGACCUCUUCCAGAUAGUCACGAGUUCAGGACAGUCAAAUCAUUUUCGGAGAUCUAAAGAUGGGAUGUGUCAUGUAUUGUGUAACAUUAACUUAAUAAAAGUAGGUUGGGAGUUGAUUCAUCGUCGAAAAAGUUGAGCCAAAUGAGUCUCAUACUGCAGCUCUUAUCUUCAUGAUAGUGUUAGUCUUCUUUUUCUUGUUGUAUUGAGAUGUAAUAGUUUUUUUUAUCUUUGUGAGAACUAUUGUUGGUGAUUGAUGUUUUCAUUGUUCCAUUUUCAAAGGCAUGGCUCUUUUCUAAA